This is a messenger RNA of Lodderomyces jiufengensis, 1470 nucleotides long. Its product is annotated as mitochondrial 37S ribosomal protein mS29. The transcript has a single exon. Gene Ontology annotation, molecular function: structural constituent of ribosome. Gene Ontology annotation, cellular component: mitochondrial small ribosomal subunit. The record is from RefSeq and is a predicted model, not a curated record. The coding region runs from base 1 to 1470 and encodes 489 amino acids. Lineage: Eukaryota; Fungi; Ascomycota; Pichiomycetes; Serinales; Debaryomycetaceae.
AUGUUGAGAUUGUCGAGUAAUUUAAGACAAUUGAAAAUACAGUCAACCUCACAAAAUAUCUCACACCAACUAAUAUACACCAACAUCACCAAAACAUUCACAACUUCAUCAACUUUAAACGCAUUACCAAGACAAAAAGAAGGUAAAUCAAAACAAAUAUUAAGAAGAAAAGUUAUUGAAAAAGAUAAAGUUAAAAAAUCUACUGGAUUAACUCAUUUACCUUUCCCUAAAGCUGUACAAAAUUUAAAAUUAGAUAAAUUAGCUCCAUCAUUGGGCAAUAUUGAACCAAUUUCAACUCAAAAUUUAACUACUGGAACAGUAACCAAAUAUUCACCACCUACAGAAAUCAAAUUGAAAGAAUUUGAAGCUUUUAAAAAAUUCCAACAUCAUGAAUUAUUCCAACAUCCAAUAUCAUUAAUUACAUCAAAUACUUUAAAUAUCUACAAUUCAUUUGUUAAGAAUUUAAAUCAAGAAUCAAAGACAAAUAGAAAAUAUAUAGAUGGAAUAAAAGGUGUAGGGAAAUCAACAUUAAUUAAUCAAGCAUUAGCUUUAUCUAUUGAAGAAACUAAAGGUGAAGUAAUAAUAUUACAUUUAUCAUCAGCAGAUAUAAUAGGGAAUGGAUCAUCAGAUUAUUUCUUUAAUAAUAAAUUAAAUUUGUAUCAACAACCAAUGGCUACUAAAAGAUGGUUAAAAAAAAUCCUUAAAGUUAAUGAAGAAAAUUUUAAAAAAUUAAAAUUAACUAAAGAUAUAAGUUUUUUCAAAGAUAAAGUUAAAAUAGAAUUAAAAGCUAAUAAUAAUACAUUAUAUGAUUAUUUAUCACAAAAUAGAGAAAUUAAUACUAGUCAACCAACAAAUAGUUUCCAAUUUUUUAUAGAACAAUUACAAGAUCAUUCCAAAACCAUCCCAAUAAUAAUAUCAAUUGAUGAUUUUAAUUCAUUUAGUGAUUUCUCAAUAACAAAAUAUAAAAAUCCAGAUUAUAAACCAAUUCAUAUUAAAGAAUUUGAAUUAGGGAAAUUUUUAUUAGAUGUAUCUAGUGGUGAUUUAAAUUUUAUAAAAGGUGGUGUAUUAUUAGCUAAAUCUUUUGAUUUUGCACCAUCUAGAAAAACUACACAAGUUGCAGUAUAUCCAAAAGAAGAUUAUGAUCCAUAUAUGAAAUAUCCAAAUUUAGAUAUGUCAGUAUCAAAAAAAUUAUCAAGAAAUGGAGGUAUAUCACCUAUAAAAAUGAAUUUAAUGACAAAAGAUGAAGUUAGAUCAUUAUUACAAUUUUGGAAAGAUCAACAAGUUUUAAUUGUUAGAAAAGAUUACAAUAAAAAGGAUUUUAAUAAACAAGAAGAAAUAGUAGAAGUUGAAACUGAGGAACAACCAGAGUUUAAUGCUGAUAAACAAUUUGAAAAAUUAGUUCAAUCUUCAUUUGUAGUAUCUCAAGGUAAUCCAUACGGUAUAUUAAAACAAAAUUUAAUAAGUUAUUAA